GCUACAAAAUGUGUUUCUUAUUCGACCCCCGUAUAAUACACCCAUCUCUCAAUUUGGUAUAUCAAAUGAUGCACAAACUUUAACCACUGUGGGAAAACAUGACAAAAUGGCAAGUUUCUACGGCUCACUGGGAGACAUUUCAAGAUAUUCAUACAUCAUUUGUUGAUGUAGACGUGUCCGUCAGCGUGCAGGGACACAAUAGCGAAAGAGGCAUGCGAGGAGCAUGUGAUGCUCGCACAAGGGGGGGUGUGGCCCCUCAGGUACUCACGGCGGAGGUAAUGCCUCCCAGGCAGCACAAUGAGUCAUUCUCAAACACACCUCAGACGCCACGCAUGGAGGACGCAGGGCUCACCGGUUCCACCUGACCUCAGAAGACGUUGGUGGGAAGGAGCUCGAAUGCGCCAGGAUCGCACCGCCGGGAAAGCCGAACUCGUUUGACCGCCUUGGGAAACAAGCCCUGGAUUUGGACACAGACCGCCUUCUGGAGGAGCCAAAGAGAAUGCCGGUGGUCAAAGUGGAGAAAGAUGCUCCGGCGGACGCAUCCUCGGCGGUUGCCGACCCUCCGGAGGAUCAGCCCCGAGGUCGACGCAGGAAAAGACCCCUGCAGCGAGGCAAGCCGCCCUACAGCUACAUCGCCCUGAUCUCCAUGGCCAUCGCCAACUCCCCGGACCGCAAGCUGACAUUGGGCGGCAUCUACAAGUUCAUCACGGAGCGCUUCCCCUUCUACCGGGACAACUCCAAGAAGUGGCAGAACUCCAUCCGUCACAACUUGACACUCAACGACUGCUUCAUCAAGAUCCCCCGGGAGCCGGGGCGCCCGGGGAAGGGCAACUAUUGGGCCUUGGACCCGAAUGCCGAGGACAUGUUUGAGAGCGGAAGUUUUCUGCGGCGCAGGAAGCGCUUCAAGCGAUGCGACCUGAGCACGUACGCCUCGUAUGCACACGAGAAUCCGGUUUUCGCGCCGGUCCAGAUCACCAGGUCGGCAGCUUACUCCAACGCCGUGUACCCUAACAUGACCCUGAGCCCGUCCUACGGGCAGCAGCUCCCCUCGUCCUACUACCCUUCCCCGUCACCGCCCGGCUUCGGCCCGGCUCAGACUCGCAUGUUCAGUAUCAACAACCUAAUCGGACCUCCGGGCGGCAUGCUGGGAGCGCAGGGGCCGGACGGAAUGCAGCAACCGGGCCGUAGCUUCACCCCCGAGGGGAUCCCCAACGGAUCCAGCCCCUGUAGCAUGGCACCGCCGGGUUUCCAGAACCAGACGUGCGGAGGGGCCGCCCCGCCCCGCUCCUCCAUGCACCCGGGUUUCGCCUAUUCCGGACCCAGCGGUCAACCGCACCACCACCACGCCACCCCCCAGGGCCUCUACGGACAAGGCCACGGCCAAGUGUACACCGCCGCCGGUCGCCUGGGCUCCUCAGGGGAGACGACGGACCCCUACGGCAGGGUCUCGCCAGUGCAGCUGGGGUCUUUCUCCCAGUACAACAGUGCCACCGCAGGGGGUUACCUGCGACACCCGUCCUAUACCGGGAACAUGGACAGAUUCUCGACAAGGACAUCAUCAUUCCGUGGCGUCCAAACUUACGAAUACAGGAAAUUGGAAGGACACGAUGGCCCCUUUCACAUUCCUCAUUUUUAAUUUAUUUGACAAGCCAAAACCAGUACAUUAGUGUCGGGAAAAGAUAUGCUAAGGAAUUGUAUCGGUGUAAGCAUUUAGAUGUUUCAAAAGCUAGAUGAUAACGCAAAAGUCAAAUAGUUUUGGGAGCUUUUAGGGAGAAGGUCGUAGAUUUUUGUAAAUCGAGACAAGCUCCAUCUCAAAGCAACGUAUGAGCAUUCUCACUUCUGCCUUUCCGACCAGCAUUGAAAGUGCAAUGCGGAUAAACGACACGGGGUCAUCUCAAAAAGUAAUGUUGUCACAGGCCCCCUAAAAACAGUCAGCUUACUGCAAAUGGCCCGCGGGCUGCAGUUUGGAUACCCGUAUCAUCAUUUCCAAUCAUAGCAAAGGUUUUCUGGUCUGAUGCCCUUCAAGAAGCCAUUUCCAGCAGUGGGCCGAGACUCGGAUCAUACCAAGACUUAUUCACCAGGAAGUACAUUUAUUUUCGGUUUUACUAUUCGCCCGAUACGUCUCAGUUUAAUGCCACUGACCGUGCCAGUCACAAAGAAUACUUUGGAAGACAUUAGCUGGGACUUGCUAACCCAACUCCCUUCCCACUCGAGUUGGAUGCGGUUUAACGUCACACUCCAGUACAUCUAUUGAGAGACACUUCUGUCACAUAUUUCUUUAUGCAUUCCUGAGGACACCGUGAUUUGUCAACUGAACCUGACAAACCCUUUUUUUUUUCCACGUUGGUCAUGGUGAGCCGGACGUAGAUAAUGGCCUCUUCGCGGCACGCAAGUGUAAAUAAUAGCGUCGUCAGCGCGUGAGCACCUCGAUGGACACGUUUUGAUUCCGUUUAAUCCUCAAGAGGUCCUUUGAAAUCGCUAACCACAAAUAUUGUGAAGUUUAGCUGCAUGCUUCGAAUGUUAAAAUGAAGUCAACAGACCAAAAUGAAAUCGUAACUUCAAGGACUCUACAUGGUUAUACGUGAAGAUGCUGCACACGUGUGCCGAGGCACAAGCAUCCCGUUAAAUUUGAUUCAACGGAAAAUGACGACCUGUUUUAAAACGACUUCAGCGUAUCUUGAAACAUUUACUGAGUGAAUUUGAUUAUCAUGUAGAAUGCGGACUUCUUAGAGAUAAGACGGAUGAAGUUAUGAAAUUGAAGAUGAAAACACAUGAUUUUCUUUUCAACACACAAAACAUCCAACAUUGAGAGUUUGAUCAUUGAAACGGUAAAAACUGCGUGAAAUUUUCGCUGCAUGCUUUGAAUGGUAGAAAACAUAUCGUCAGCUGGAGGACACAUUAAACACAGUCCAAAUUGAAAAUAUAAACCACUGCACUUGGAUAUCUUUUAUAAUAUAAAUGUGGGAUCAUAAAAAGCAUUUCCAAUGAUUUUUUUCUUUUUUGGUCAUAAAAAGUAAAUCUUUUUAUUUUUCCUGGUCUGGUGGGGUUUUUUUUUUUUUAGGUCCAGAAAUUACCAUUCUAGUUCUUUUAUAUUAAUACUCUGGCAAAUUGGAAUUAUACUUAUUGAAUACAACCUGCUAUGCAACACUGAUAGCCACACUCACUUCUUAUUACAGUCGGAAAACAUUAAAAGGGUGGACAUUUAUGCUGCAUGCUUUGAAUGUGGAAAAAUGGCGCCAUCAAGCAGACAAAUCAAAGGCAGUCGUCCAAAAAUCUUAAAACAAAGAAUGUCCUUCGCUUAAGCAAAGAUAAAUAUGUGGACAAAAUUUCAUUUUCAAAUGGGACUUUUUUUUAGGGGGUCUUUUUUUUUUUUUGCUUGGCUUUGCCAUUUUAGGCUAAUUUAAGGAACAGAAUAAUGAAUUCUAAACAUUUUUUUUCUUUUAAUGAAUAGAGCCUGGAAAAUACAACCUACAUUCAUUCAGCAAUUAAAAUGACUUGAAAGU
Molecule: messenger RNA, 3503 nt
Organism: Hippocampus comes (tiger tail seahorse)
Lineage: Eukaryota; Metazoa; Chordata; Actinopteri; Syngnathiformes; Syngnathidae
Gene: foxe1
Product: forkhead box E1
Exons: 3
Coding region: 500-1636 (378 amino acids)
Biological process (GO): cell differentiation; anatomical structure morphogenesis; regulation of transcription by RNA polymerase II
Molecular function (GO): DNA-binding transcription factor activity, RNA polymerase II-specific; RNA polymerase II cis-regulatory region sequence-specific DNA binding
Source: RefSeq, a predicted model, not a curated record